CAUUUGUGUUUGAGUUAAAACAGAGACACUUAAAUAUUGAGGUUAAUUGGAAUCAACAUUUUCUCAAUUAAAUCAAUUUUCUUAUUAAAUCAGUUGAAUGUCUUUCCAUCAAAUGUUUCUAAUUGUGAGUCCAAAUGGACUAAUCAGAUUAUCUUGACAAGAUCAAUUUAAUUGGAAUAAUUAAUGGAAAACAAUUUACUUUCUUUCCAUGUGUUUCUAUAAAUAAGAAAUGUUUCUUUCUGGUGGAUCUUCAUUAAUUGUUGAUUGUUUCUUUUCUUAAUUAGUUGAGAUUAUUGGUCUAUUAUGAUUAAGAGAAAGAGUUAAUUGUGUUUUCACCUUAGAAAAGAAAAGAAUUGAAUUUUUUCUCUUCUAAUUCUCAUUAAUUUCUAACAUUAUGAGAUUUCGUUUUAAUUAUUUAUUGUGUUCACCUCAUGGUCCAUACAAGAGUUACCUACAUUUCUUAAUUUCUUUCAUCGCAAGUCUAACCCUUUGUUUAUAUUUCCAAAGGAAUGAGAAAGUAACUGUUAACCAGAAAUGUGAUGAAGGUAAAGUGUCAUCAUCAUCAUCACCAAAUCAUCAAGUUAAUUCUAAUUUGGAUCAAUCAUACGAAUCACUAUUACCAUUAAUUGAAAGCCUACGAAGGCCAACUGAUGAUGGUAAUAAACGUAAAUUGUUUAUCGGUGUAAUGACAGCACAGAAAUUCAUUGAUUAUCGGAUCAAUCACAUCAUGGAAACAUGGGGACAAGAUGCUAAGGAUUUUAUCGCCUUCUUUUCAAGCUCAUCAUCUAAAGACAAUCAUGGAUUACCAGUGAUCAAUUUACCAACAGUUGAUGAUUCCUAUCCACCUCAAAAGAAAUCAUUUCUCAUGUUAAAAUUUAUCCAUGAUCAUUUCAUUGAUUCAUAUGAAUGGUUCAUGAGAGCCGAUGAUGAUAUUUUCAUCAAUGUAGACAAAUUGAUUCAAUUUCUUGGCUCAGUAAAUUCAUCGAAACCUCAUCUAAUUGGACAAAUGGGAUUGGGUAAAAUUGAGGAACUCGGACAAUUAGGAUUAGGUGAUGAUGACAAUUUCUGUAUGGGUGGACCAGGUAUCAUAAUGAGUUCGGCAACAUUGAGAUCGAUGAUUCCUCACAUUGAAUAUUGUCUUAAACACCUUUACUCAACCCAUGAGGACGUUGAAAUAUCCCGAUGUGUUGGUACCUUUGUCGGGUUACCCUGUACUCGAUCCUAUCAAAUGCAAUCACUUUUGUAUCACAAUUUUUCCGGUCAAAUUGUUUGGUCCAAUCGUUUAAGGAAAAUACUGAAAACCGCUUUAACCUUACACCCGGUUAAAAAUUCAUCAACACUUUAUGAUAUUUAUUAUCAUAUGAUGCAAAUUGAUCAUGAAAAUAUAAGAUUUGAAAUAACUAAGAAUCACCGAGAUCUACGAAAUGUUGAACAUAAUUAUGGUGAUCUGAUUGAGAGACAAUUUAAUCUUCCACUCGAUCCACUGGUUCAUGGAGAUACAAAUUCAAUAGGAACACCGAUUGAAUUAACACCCAAAUCAAAAGAUCAAUGUUUACAUCGAUCCGAUCUAAUUACUUGGGAUUUUAUUGAUCGAUAUCAAUAUUCAGUUAAAAAUUCAAAUCCUCGAAGACGAAUCGAUGGAUCACUAAUACCUGCCUUGGAAUCAAAUUUGAUCAACAUUGUCAAUACAAUUAACAAAGGUUCUCAUUUUCGUGGUCGAAUUGUUGAUUUUAAAUCGCUUUAUUAUGGUUACACCAAAUUAGAUCCAUCGAAAGGAGUUUAUUAUAUUCUUGAUCUAUUGAUGACCUAUCGUCGAUACAAGGGACGGAAAUACACUUUACCUGUUCGAAAGCACACUUACAUCAUGCAAACAUUUUCUAAUCCAAUUUUCAAGGAAAUUAAAUCAUCAUCACAACCAUUGGAAUCAAUAACUGUCAACAUAAUUGUCCCACUUUCUGGACGAUUCAAACAGUUUCAACGAUUUAUCAAUAACUUUAUCCGAGUUAACAAAAAGGAUUCUAAUGUUAACCUUGCAUUCAUUUUAUUUCCCGAUGUAAUUGAUACAAGAAAUGUCUCAAUUCAAAUGAAAACAAUCAUAAUUAACUUGAUGAAUUCAGGUUUACCAAUACGAUUCGCUGAACUUGGUGGUCACUUUUCAAGAGCCGCUGGACUUCAACGAGGUGCAAGUCUAUUUAAAUCAAAUGAUUUACUAUUUUUCGUCGACAUUGAUAUAACAUUUAAUUUAAAUGCUAUCGAAAGGGUAAGACUUAAUACCAUUCAAGGUAAACAAGUUUAUUAUCCAAUAGUUUACAGUCAAUAUGAUAAUCAAUUUGAUAUUGAUUUUAAUUUCGAUCAACACUCUGAUUAUCAUAAUAAUGACAAUAAUAUAAUCAUUGAUUCAGUUCAUGGUUAUUGGAGGCAAUUCGGAUUUGGAAUUGUAUCAAUUUAUAAUAGUGAUUUAAUUAAUAACAAUGGAUUGAAUUUAUCCAUUCAAGGUUGGGGUAAGGAAGAUGUUGAUUUAUAUGAGAGACUUGUACAAUCAAAUUUAACUAUAUUUAGAUCACCCGAUUCUGGAUUAAUUCAUAUAUUUCAUCAAACUGAUUGUCCAAAUGGAUUACAUGGUAAUCAAUAUGAAAUGUGCCUCGGAAGUAAAUACAACAAUUUAGCUUCAAUUGAAACUAUGUCCAAAUAUAUUUAUCAUAACAAAAUAUUGUAACAUAUUGAUAAUCAUCAUCAAUUAGACAAAAAUAAUUAGUGCCAAAUCAUAAAAUAUGUAAAUCAUUUAUCAUGGUUGUUUUUAAUUUUUUAUCAUUAUAAAAUAUUAAUAAUAAUUAAACUGUAAUCAGAAUUAAGGAAUCAAUAAUUUCGGAUAU
This is a messenger RNA of Panonychus citri (citrus red mite), 2873 nucleotides long. RefSeq names its product chondroitin sulfate synthase 1-like. NCBI's taxonomy places the organism in Eukaryota, Metazoa, Arthropoda, Arachnida, Trombidiformes, Tetranychidae. The transcript has 2 exons. The record is from RefSeq and is a predicted model, not a curated record. Gene Ontology annotation, cellular component: Golgi cisterna membrane. Bases 395 to 2716 code for a protein of 773 amino acids. Gene Ontology annotation, molecular function: glucuronosyl-N-acetylgalactosaminyl-proteoglycan 4-beta-N-acetylgalactosaminyltransferase activity.